Messenger RNA from Monodelphis domestica (gray short-tailed opossum), 3779 nucleotides. RefSeq names its product aspartate beta-hydroxylase (gene ASPH). Gene Ontology annotation, molecular function: peptidyl-aspartic acid 3-dioxygenase activity; protein binding. Gene Ontology annotation, cellular component: membrane; endoplasmic reticulum. Gene Ontology annotation, biological process: peptidyl-aspartic acid hydroxylation. NCBI's taxonomy places the organism in Eukaryota, Metazoa, Chordata, Mammalia, Didelphimorphia, Didelphidae. The record is from RefSeq and is a predicted model, not a curated record.
UAAGAACUCUUAUUAAUUCAUUUCUCCCUACUGUUAGUACAACUGUAGCCAGCAGCAAGUCUAUUAAUGAUCUUCUAAAUUAGACACUGAAAUAGUUUUUGGAGGACCAACCCUCAGAGUUUCGUGGCUAAGAGCCAAGUUUCACAGCAAUACUUUGUCCUAGGCUGUGUUUAGUUAACAAUGACUUAGUGUUUGAAAUCAGGGCAUUGAAGUAUGUUUCUGAAAAAGAAAUUGCAGGACAAUUUGUUCUGUUUUAUUUCUCUGGAAUGUUUGAUGCUUAGGGACUAAAUUGGAAGAAAGGAUCAACCAAGAAGGAUAUCCUAUUAGUAGGAGGAGGGCUGUCUGAUUGUUGGUACUGGAUUUCAAUGUGAGUGAUUAGUUGCAUUUGGCUUAUGAAGAAGAGUGACUAAAAAUAACUCAUGAGGAGAGUUUGUAGUCAGGUCCAAUUUCGGGUUCUAGCUGAGCUAGCUGUAAGUUUGGCUGCUCCUAUAAAGCUGAAACAACUGAAAAUAUAUGUUAUAUAUUUUCUGAAGACACUAGCAACAUGAAUGAGGAUAAAGAGGCAAAGCAUGGAGGACAUAAGAAUGGAAAGAAAGAAGGACUCUCUGGAAGUUCAUUUUUCACAUGGUUUAUGGUAAUUGCAUUGCUGGGCGUCUGGACUUCUGUAGCUGUUGUUUGGUUUGACCUUGUUGAUUAUGAGGAAGUUCUAGCCAAAGCAAAGGACUUCCGUUAUAACUUGUCAGAGGUACUUCAAGGGAAGUUGGGAAUCUAUGAUGCUGAUGGUGAUGGUGAUUUUGAUGUUGAUGAUGCCAAAGCUUUAUUAGGACUUAAGGAAAAAUCUGCCACAGCAAAGUCAGUCUUUCCUGGACAACCAGAGGACCACAUACAAUCAGAAGAUCACACUGCCAGAAAAUCAGAGCAUCAGGAUGCUGAAAAUGAAGUGGAAGAGCAUGUUCCGUUCACCCUUGAAGAAGCACUGCCAACCCAACAUGAAAAUGAUAAGGAAGAAGAAGAGGUUGAAGCUGUAGGAGACCAGCAAGUAGAAGAUGAAGAUAUUCCUAUAAGAGAUGAAUUAAUUGAUAAACUCGAAGAACUGGAAACAGAAAUACUUUAUGAAGAAACUGAAGAUAGAUAUCAGAUAGAAGAUCUUGAGUCAGAUUCAAAUGAUUACAAUAAGGAUGUGGAAGAGAUUGUAUAUGAACAGGAAAAUCCAGAUUACCAAGAAUCUGUAGUUGAAGAUACAGCACUAGAGUAUGAUACAGAAGACACACCAAACCAAGACUAUGAUGAACAAGUCUACGAACCUCCAGAAAAUGAGAAAACAGAAGUUGCUUCAGACAUUGCCAUAGAAGAAUUAAACAUGGGCAUAGAGGAAGGAACAAUAUCCCCCAUAGAAGAACCGCAUGAAAUACCAACAGAAGCAGCUAUGAAAACAAAUGAUCCAGAACAAAAAGAAAAAGCUAAGAAAAAGAAACCCAAACUUUUAAAUAAGUUUGAUAAGACUAUUAAAUCUGAACUUGAUGCUGCAGAGAAACUACGCAAAAAGGGAAAAAUUGAGGAUGCUAUGAAUGCCUUUGAAGAACUGGUGCGCAAGUACCCACAGAGUCCACGAGCUCGAUAUGGGAAAGCUCAGUGUGAAGAUGAUUUGGCUGAGAAGAGGAGGAGCAACGAAGUACUAAAGAGAGCCAUCGAAACUUACCAGGAGGUAGCUGACCUGCCAAACGUCCCUGCUGACCUGGUAAAACUCAGCCUGAAGCGGCAAUCAGAGAGGCAGCAAUUUUUAGGUCACAUGAGAGGCUCCCUGGUUACACUUCAAAAAUUGGUUCAUUUGUUUCCUAAUGAAACUUCUUUCAAGAAUGACCUUGGAGUAGGUUAUCUCUUGAUUGGUGACAAUGACAAUGCUAAGAAGGUUUAUGAAGAGGUUCUGAAUGUGACUCCUAAUGAUGGCUUUGCCAAAGUGCAUUAUGGCUUUAUCCUGAAAGCACAGAACAAGAUUGCUGAGAGCAUCCCUUAUUUGAAGGAAGGACUGGAAUCUGGUGACCCUGGCACUGAUGAUGGACGUUUUUAUUUCCACUUGGGCGAUGCUUUGCAGAGAGUUGGGAACAAAGAGGCAUACAAAUGGUAUGAACUUGGACAUAAGAGAGGUCAUUUUGCAUCUGUUUGGCAGCGUUCACUUUACAAUGUGAAUGGGCUCAAAGCCCAGCCUUGGUGGACUGCAAAAGAAACUGGUUAUACUGAGUUAGUGAAGAUCUUAGAAAAAAAUUGGAAAUUAAUUCGUGAUGAAGGCCUUGCUGUGCUAGAUAAAACCCAAGGUCUCUUCCUUCCUGAAGAUGAGAAUCUGAGAGAAAAGGGUGAUUGGAGCCAAUUUACUCUAUGGCAGCAAGGAAGAAAAAAUGAAAAUUCUUGCAGAGGAGCUCCUAAAACCUGUGCUUUACUAGAAAAAUUUCCAGAAACGACGGGGUGCAGAAGAGGACAGAUCAAAUAUUCUGUCAUGCACCCAGGCACACAUGUUUGGCCUCAUACAGGGCCUACUAACUGCAGGCUGAGGAUGCAUCUGGGCCUGGUGAUACCAAAAGAAGGCUGCAAGAUCCGUUGUGCCCAAGAGACUAAGUUUUGGGAAGAAGGGAAAGUGCUCAUUUUUGAUGACUCCUUUGAACAUGAAGUGUGGCAGGAUGCAUCUUCCCUGCGUCUGAUCUUCAUUGUGGAUGUAUGGCACCCAGAGCUGACCCCUCAGCAGAGGCGAAGUCUUCCUGCAAUUUAGCACAUAUUCUAGUCUGGGAACACAGAGGAGGGAGGCUGUUAAUGUCUAUUUUAUCUGCCUGAUGUGUAGACGUAACCUUAAAACACUGAAGCUCCCGAUGCUUCUGUGUGAGUUGCAGCCUGCAAAGUAACAGCCUGCUCAGGUUUAGAAGACACUGAAGGACUGGUUUGUCUACUCCAGUUCAUUUAGAAAUUGUCCUUCUCUGUUCCAUGCUGCUCUGAUGGUUACAUUUAAAGUGAAUACAUGAGACCUUCUAUCUUACCAGCCAAAGAUUUUGCCCUUAGAAUAGGUUUGUCAGUGUGCAUUGAUCAGAAAUGUAGAUAAUGUGAAUGGAUGAUUAUCGUUUUGUAAUUUUUAAAUGUAAUUGUAUUUUUAUAUUAAGCUAGCCAUAGAGCAUUUAUUUUUAUGAACCACCACAUGCUUUCCUUCCUUCCUUCCUUCCUUCCUUCCUUCCUUCCUUCCUUCCUUCCUUCCUUCCUUCCUUCCUUCCUUCCUUCCUUCCUUCCUUCCUUCCUUCCUUCCUUCCUUCCUUCCUUCCUUCCUUCCUUCCUUCCUUCCUUCCUUCCUUCUUUCUUUCUUUCUUUCUUUCUUUCUUUCUUUCUUUCUUUCUUUCUUUCUUUCUUUCUUUCUUUCUUUCUUGCUGUAUAAUGGCUUCACUUCUAGCUGUUUAGUAUUGUUGUCUUUGGGUACUCUUUAUCAAGAUGAGCUUUCUCCUGGGUUUGUAAUUCUUUUUAGUAUAAAGCAACUGAUAUGAGAGAGAAUAUUGCUUUCCUACUGUGAUAGAGAAGAAAAGAUAGAAAGCAGGAGCUGUCUAAAAAAAAAACAAAACAAAAAAUGAAAAUAACCUCCCUUUUUAUUUUUUUCUUUACCUGGAGGCCUGGUAUUUGACUUGCACCCUUUUUGUUUUGAUAGUAGAGACAAACUGAGCAGGUUGUCUUAAGAAUAGUUUUGUUGUUGGAAAAGCAUAUGUAAAUAAAACUCUCAUAUAUGCCAAGGAUUAGGUUUUUUAUUUUUUUUU